AUGCGGUCGCCUUUCUACGGCUGCCACAACGCUACCUCAGUGGAGAAGGGCAACUCGGCGACAAUGGGCUGGUUGCUCUUCAGCGCGGGCCUCCUGGGCAACCUCCUGGCCCUAGGGCUGCUGGCGCGCUCGGGGCUGGGAUGGUGCCCUCCUCGCCCGCCGCGCCCGCCGCGCCCGCAGCCGUCGGUCUUCUACGUGCUGGUGUGCGGCCUGACGGUCACAGACUUGCUGGGCAAGUGCCUCGUGAGCCCCGUCGUGCUGGCUGCCUACGCGCAGAACCGGAGUCUGUGGGUGCUCGUGCCCGCAUGGGGCAACUCGCUGUGCCAAGUCUUCGCCUUCUUCAUGUCCUUCUUCGGGCUCGCCUCGACGCUGCAGCUCCUUGCCAUGGCGCUGGAGUGUUGGCUCUCCCUGGGGCACCCCUUCUUCUACCGACGGCACAUCACCCCGCGCCGGGGCGCGCUGGUGGCGCCGGUCGUGAGCGCCUUCUGCCUGGCUUUCUGUUCACUGCCUUUCGCGGGCUUCGGGAAGUUUGUGCAGUACUGCCCCGGCACCUGGUGCUUCAUCCAGAUGGUCCACGAGGAGGGCUCGUUGUCGGUGCUGGGCUACUCUGUGCUCUACUCCAGCCUCAUGGCGUUGCUGGUCCUCGCCACCGUGCUGUGCAACCUGGGCGCCAUGCGCAACCUCUACGCGAUGCACCGGCGCCUGCGGCGCCUCGCGCCCUCCAGCACCAGAGAGCUGCGCGCGGGCGAGAGGGAGGCGUCCCCACAGCCCCUGGAGGAGCUGGAUCACCUCCUGCUGCUGGCCCUCAUGACCGUGCUGUUCACUAUGUGUUCCCUGCCCGUAAUCUAUCGUGCUUACUAUGGAGCAUUUAAAGAAGUCAAGGAGAAAAAUGGAACCUCUGAAGAAAAGGAAGACCUCCGAGCCUUGCGUUUUCUAUCUGUGAUUUCAAUCGUGGACCCUUGGAUUUUCAUCAUUUUUAGAACUUCACUAUUUCGGAUGUUUUUUCAUAGGAUUUGCAUAAGACCUAUUAUGUAUAAGAAUUGGCACAGCAAUUCCUGCCAAACUAACAUGGAAUCCAGUCUGUGA
Molecule: messenger RNA, 1086 nt
Organism: Propithecus coquereli (Coquerel's sifaka)
Lineage: Eukaryota; Metazoa; Chordata; Mammalia; Primates; Indriidae
Gene: PTGDR
Product: prostaglandin D2 receptor (DP)
Exons: 2
Coding region: 1-1086 (361 amino acids)
Biological process (GO): inflammatory response; positive regulation of cytosolic calcium ion concentration; G protein-coupled receptor signaling pathway
Cellular component (GO): plasma membrane
Molecular function (GO): prostaglandin D receptor activity
Source: RefSeq, a predicted model, not a curated record